Molecule: messenger RNA, 1455 nt
Organism: Aspergillus homomorphus CBS 101889
Lineage: Eukaryota; Fungi; Ascomycota; Eurotiomycetes; Eurotiales; Aspergillaceae
Gene: axeA
Product: putative acetyl xylan esterase
Exons: 3
Coding region: 391-1317 (308 amino acids)
Cellular component (GO): extracellular region
Molecular function (GO): hydrolase activity
Source: RefSeq, a predicted model, not a curated record
GCCUGAAACGCCAAAUGAUCCCGUGUGCCAAACUCUAACGCCUUCAGUGACGGAGUCCAGCCCGGCAACGACGAUCCUUAACCCUCAACUGCAGUUUAUCCCAGACGAUCCCCCCCAUCAAUGGCGCCUGCAGAAUGGCUGAGCCUUUUGAUCCACGGAGAAUACCCCCGACCGUCCACGCCGGUUGAAUAUCCUACAAAGGCAGAAUUGGGGUUUGUCGCGGGUCGACCUCAGAAUGAUUGUGCAGCAGCGUUUUGAGGGAGUGGGAUUUAGCCGUGAUGCACGUUACUAUACAUAUCCUCGAGGCAUAAAAGGAGUGCGCUGGACCUUGAGAUUGAGCAAGAAUUCCAGAAAUCGACCGACUAUCUGGAUAUCAAAAUUGUCAACACAAUGCUUCCGAUCUCAUUCCUGCUCACCUGCCUGCUCUCUGCACUGGCAUGCAGUGCCCGUGUUCUUGGGGACACGGACUCCCUUUAUCCUCGGGCUGGAUAUCUGCAGCAGGUCACCAAUUUUGGCAGCAACCCUACCAACGUGGGCAUGUACAUCUAUGUCCCGAAUAAUCUAGCCGCCAAGCCCGGUAUUAUUGUUGCGAUUCAUUACUGCACCGGCUCUGCCAACGCCUACUACACCAACUCCCCAUACGCCUCUCUGGCCGAGAGGCACGGCUUCAUUGUCAUCUAUCCGCAGAGUCCGUACUCGGGCGCCUGCUGGGACGUCAGCUCAGAGGCGACGCUCACGCACAAUGGCGGGGGCAACAGCAACUCCAUCGCCAACAUGGUCACCUGGACGAUCUCUAGGUACAACGCGGAUACCAGCAAGGUGUUUGUGACGGGCACCAGUUCCGGCGCAAUGAUGACGAAACAGAACGUAAUGGCAGCAACCUACCCAAAUCUCUUCGCAGCAGCAACGGUCUACUCGGGCGUGCCCGCCGGCUGCUUCUACAGCUCCAGCAACCAAGUCGACGCAUGGAACAACAACUGCUCGCAGGGCAGGUCGAUCACCACGCCGGCGCACUGGGCGGCCAUUGCCGAGGCCAUGGACCCCGGGUACAACGGCGCGCGGCCCCGCAUGCAGAUCUACCACGGUAGCGCCGACACCACGCUGUACCCGCAGAACUACUACGAGACCGUCAAGCAGUGGGCCGGCGUGUUCGGGUACAACUACGAUGCGCCCGCCAGGACAGAGGCCAACACCCCGCAGUACAACUAUGUCACCACUGUCUGGGGGGAUAAGUUGCAGGGGAUCUAUGCCACGGGCGUUGGGCACACGGUGCCGAUUCAUGGGGAUCAGGAUAUGGCUUGGUUUGGGUUUGCGUGAGUGGUUUGGAUUUGCGUGAGUGGUUUGGGGAGAAUGUAGUUGGAGGGUGAUGGGGUGGAGGUAGGCAGGACUCGAGUAUUCAUUCUUUUGAUAGGGGAUUUUAGUUGAGAGAUAUGAUGGAUGAUUGCAUUAGGCCAA